AUGAAUGACCGCGCCGAGGCGCCCCGGGCAGAAAACAAAGCCGCCCGGGGCUGUCCCGUACCUGCGGCGCGAGCCCCCGCCGCGCACUCACCUGGACCCGGGGGUGGGGCCGGGGGACGGGCCGGCUGCGGACUGCAGCGGGGGACGGGCCGGCGGGGCUCCCCGCAGUCGUCCGGAGCCGCGGUCCCGGCGCCCCUCCGGCCGGUCGGCGCGCGCCGCGGCGAAAGCAGGCGGCCGGGGGCGCCGCCGCGCGUCGCAUGCAGCUCCCGGCUGCGGCGGCCGCUGCCACGGAGCCGAGGGGGAGCGGGGUGGGUGGGGGGAACCCUGGCGCUGUCUUCUCAGAUCCCAGACGACCACCGCCACCACCACCCCACCCCCCCGACACCCGCCCCAGCGCCCCGAGCAGCGACGAGCCAGACGCGGCGCCGGGGAGCCCAGCGCGCCCCUCAGCGGCUCAGCCCGCCGCCGUCCGCCGCGGGCUGGGGCUCGGCUCGCCUUUGUGCUGGCAUCUUGCUGGGCUCCCAACCCCGCGCCCCGAGCUCGCGACGCGGCUCCGUGCCGCCGACCCACCCCCGGCUUACGCCGCGCCCCCCGCGCGCCCCGCCGAUUGUGUCGAGUCAGCGGCGGUGGCGGCGGCGGCGGCGGCGGGGACGCGCCGAGCCAUGGCUUCCCGCCCGCGCGCUCGAGCCGGGCGCUGGGGGUCCGCCGGGCGCCGCCGGGAGGGGGCACGGCCGAGCCGGGGCGGCCCCCGAGCGGCCCCGCAGCGCCCCGCGAGCCGCCGCCCGCUCUCCAGGCGUCGCCCGCGAGCCGCCCGACCCGCUCGUCGCCUCUCCCUGCGCGCCCGCUCGCCCGGCCCCGCUCCCGCCCGGCGCCGCGCUCUCGCCUCGCCGGGCGCAGGGUCGGGCCCGCUCACCUCCCGCGCGGCGCCUCGCCGGCAUCUGCCUGCCCGCGCCGCUCCGGGGGCGCUGGGCGGGGGCGUCCUGCACGUCGGGGACCCGGGGCUGGGAGGCGAGGACGCGGGGGGAUGGCCAGAUCUCGGGCCGCAGGAAGGUGCGGGACAGCGCGGCGGGUGCGGCUGGGGGCGGAGGACGUAUCCCGCGGCUGCGGCGGAGCCCGAGGCACUCUGCCUGCCCGCGGGGCUCCGGGGCUGGAGGGAGGCUCCGCCGCAACGCCGGGAGGAGACCCUCUAAGGUCAUGCGAGCAGGACUCGACCUGAAUCCCCGCCGGAACGCCCGCGGGAGCAGCGUCGUGCCUCGGUUUCCCCUACCUGCAAGGGCACAGCGUUCGUAUGGCUUAAAUGGAAGCUCAGUCAAGUUCUUACAAGGCUGCAACCAAAGAGUCUAUGAAGACACAGUCUCAUUUAAAGGCUUGUCUGAGGAAAAAUUCAUGUGUACGGAAGAAAGGGGGAACAAAAGUACACUUAAUCCAUUUUUCACCGACUUAUUACAGAGUCUCAAGGAAACUAGGAAGCUCAUGGUAGGGCAGGGAGAGGCGGGAGGAGGCUGUGAGCGGGAAGAAACUACAUAUCCCAGCGUGCACUGCCCACGAGCACAAUGGAGCCCCGUCGUCAUCCGGUCACGGGGCUGGGCGUUCCGUGCGCGCGGCGGCUUCAGGCCUGGGUCCCUCCUAGCGGAGGGCCCUCCCGAGCUGGGAAAGCCUCGGUUCCCGGCAUGCCCUGCCACAGCCGCGCCUGCGUACUGGAGCAACCGCAGCAGGGAGCGGGUUGUUUUAAAACGCGGUCGUAGUUCCAGAGAAACUGGCCCGCCUGCAGCCGGCCACAGCGCCAGGCGGCCAGAUGGAUUGUGGGGUGAGGCUGCCGUGCCGCGGGCCCGGUUCGGGCCGGGAGCCCAGGUACACAUGGAAACAGUAAUGUCCAGAUCAGUCCUCUCUCCAGUCCACGUCAAUGCUACAGCUUCUGAAACAGUCACCGUACUUCAGCAAAGGAUGAGAAUAGUUGAAGAACAGACCAGUUCUCUACGGAAUGACUUAAUAAUGUUUGACCUUGAUGAUAAAAGAGGCCACAUGGAAAAUCCAAAGUGUAUAGAAGAAACCAUGAAUCCUGGUAUCAUUUCUGUUAAACAGAAUGGAAUAAGUCGUUCAGGAAAAGCAGAUCUUUUAUGGAAGAACUGUGAGUUUCUGGUAAAUCGAAUGUGCCAUCUGGAAAGCCUCAUUCAGUCCUUGAAGAUGAACAUUUUUCGCCUACAAACUGAAAAGGAAUUGAAUCCACAAAAAACAGCUUUUCUGAAAGAGCGACUGAAUAUAAUACAGGAGGAGCAUUCCAAGGACUUGAAGCUGUUGCACCUUGAAGUAAUAAAUCUGCGCAAGCAACUGAGAGAUGUAAAAGAGGAAGAAGACAGAGCACAAGAUAAAGUACAAAGGCUGACUGCUACUUUGGAGAUUGCCUCAGAGACAAAGAAGAAUGCAGCCAUUAUGGAAGAGGAACUUAAGACCACAAAACGUAGAAUGAACCUUAAAAUUCAGGAGCUAAGGAAACAACUGUCGGAGGAGAAGCACCUAAGGGAGUCUCUUGAGAAAUCUGAAUCAGCUAUGAUACUCAAAAUACAAGAAAUGUCAUCAGCAGUGGAAAUGGAACAGAAACAGGUCCAAGUUUUGCAACAAAACUGCAUAGCUCUACGCAAUUCUAUACAGACAACCCAAGAACUACUGAAACAAGAGCAACAACUAAAAGAAGAGUUGGAAAUUGCUACCUCAAAGCUCCAGUCUGAUCUAAUUUCUAGAGAUGACCUAAUUUCCAAGUUGGCUGAAGAAAAUAAGAAUUUGCAGAUAUCCCUCAACAAGGAACACAGUGAAAAUGCAUAUUUGAAGUCUGAAAUAGCAGCCUGUCAUGAAGCAUCAGAAAAAGCAAAAGUUUUGAACAAUCAACUGACUAACCAGUGUUCACAAUUGAAUUGCAUGCUUCAAAAUGUUAAGAAGGAAAAUGCUAGAAUUAUUGCUGACCAUCAAGCCAUUUUGCAGGUAGAACAGAAAAUGAUGACUCAGACAUUUCAACAACAAAACUUACUGCUGGAUGCAGCCCAGGCCAGUAUUACAAAUGAACUACAGACUAUUCAAAAUGAGAAAAAACAACUGCAAGAACAUUUGGACCAUUUAAUUAUUGAGCAUAAUGAAUGUACCCAGAAGGCCCAGGAUGCUGAGAAGAAGACAGCUAUGCAAAAAGAAUUGCUGGAGUCAACUAUUGCAAGAAUGAGAGCUGAAUUGGAGACAUCAAUGCAAGAAAGGGAGUCUUUGGUAGAGGAGAAAGAGAGAUUUCAAAGAGAGAUUGAUAAAACAAAAAAAGAAAUGGCAGAAGAAAAAUGCAAAUUGGAAAAAGAAUUAGCUGUAUGCAAGGAAGACACAAAUACAUUAACCAACAAACUGCAAAGUCUUGAGGAAAAAAAUAAACUCUUGACAGAUCAAAUGACUUCUCUAGAGCUUCAAAAAGUUCCUUCAGAUUACCAUGGGAUUGCCCAACAGCAAGUGGAAAAGGUCUUGGGAAAACUUAUUGCAGGUAAAAAUAAACUGGCAUAUGAAAAGGGACAGCUACAGAUAAGAGUUAAACAACUAGAAGAACAAUUACAUACCUUUACUGAAACCGUUUUACAGAACGACCAUCUCCGCAAGUUGAAUAAGACUCUAGAGGGAAAAUAUACUCAGGUGAAAUCUAUUCUUGAGAAGAAUGAGGAGGAGCUCUUACAAGCAGUGAAGUACCGUGACGCAGCCCUGAAAGAGAGUCAGAAGUUGAAAGGGGAUCUUGAAGCUGUGGAGAGCAGAGAGAACCAGAAGGUGGGAAACUUCCAACGACAACUGGCAGAGGCUAAAGAGGACAAUUGCAAAGUUACAAUCAUGUUGGAGAAUGUGCUGGCUUCUCACAGUAAGAUGCAAGGUGCUCUUGAAAAAGUACAAAUAGAGCUUGGGCGGAGGGAUUCAGAGAUUGCAGGCCUCAGGAAAGAAAGGGCUCUGAACCAGCAGAGGGUGCAGAAGUUAGAAGCAGAAGUGGACCAGUGGCAGGCCAGAAUGCUAGUGGUGGAUUCCCAGCAUAAUAAUGAGAUGGAGCCUCUACAGAAUGCUCUAGAGGUAGCUAGAGAAGAUAACCGGAAACUGGCUCUGAGCCUUGAGCAGGCUCUACAGACUAAUAGUAAUCUUCAAGUAAAGCUUGAUCAUGUUCAAGAGAAAUUGGAAAACAAAGAACUUGAGCGACAGAAUUUGGAAGUCUUCAAAGAACGGAUAACUGAGGAAUCCAAGAUGGAAGCAGAAUUACAUGCUCAACGCAUGGAAGUUCUAAGAAAGCAGUUUCAAACUGAGAGAGAAACUAUAAAGAAAGCAACACAACGCGAAGUGACUGAGAUAAAGAAAGCCCUUGACGAAGCCAAUUCGAGAUCCGUGGAGGUGUCCCGGACUAACCGAGAGCUGCGGCAGAAACUUACAGAGCAGGAAAAGAUACUGAAUAGUAACAAGGAGAAAAUAAAGACUCAGAAGGCCCAGAUUAAGCUCCACUUGUCCUCAAAGGCGAAUAACAUACAGAACAUAGAGAGGAUGAAGCAAAUAGAAGCAGAAUUGAGGCAAAUGGAGCUAAUUAAGGAACAAUAUCAGAAAAAAAACUAUGAACAGUCAUUGAGUAUCCAGAAAUUUGUAUGUGAAAUGACAAAUCUGCAGAAAGAAAUGCAACUGUUGGCCAGGAGCCAAUAUGAGACCUCGGCCCGGAAUAAACAACAGGAACUACUGCUAGAGACAGAGCGAAAAAUAAGGCAAGAACUAGAGAAUCGGUGCCAGGAAUUAGAAGAAACCAUCAGACACUUGAGAAAAUCUAAAGAGGUAACAGACAAUAAACUGAAAGAAGCCAGUGUGGAAUCAGAACAGAUAACAGCUAAUCUGGAAGAAGCCCACCGCUGGUUUAAGCACAAGUUCGAUGGCCUGCAAGUUGAACUGACAAAAAACCGGUUGCAGAGACUUCCCCGGGAGGACAGGAGGCAGGAAGAGGACCAUGGUAAAAGAAACAUCGUACCUGGCCAGUCUAUUCUACAUAGAUGGGAAAAUAAACAGAAUUUUAGACCUAUGCCUAAGAAAUCUUAG
Messenger RNA from Sorex araneus (European shrew), 5070 nucleotides. It is a transcript of the gene CCDC150, whose product is annotated as coiled-coil domain containing 150. The record is from RefSeq and is a predicted model, not a curated record. NCBI's taxonomy places the organism in Eukaryota, Metazoa, Chordata, Mammalia, Eulipotyphla, Soricidae. The transcript is spliced from 30 exons. The coding region runs from base 1 to 5070 and encodes 1689 amino acids.